This is a messenger RNA of Solanum dulcamara, 582 nucleotides long. RefSeq lists its product as uncharacterized. The transcript has a single exon. The coding region runs from base 1 to 582 and encodes 193 amino acids. NCBI's taxonomy places the organism in Eukaryota, Viridiplantae, Streptophyta, Magnoliopsida, Solanales, Solanaceae. The record is from RefSeq and is a predicted model, not a curated record.
AUGUAUGGCUACAACCUUUUUGACCAUCUCGAUGGGACCACUCCGGUCCCCAGUCACACGAUUUCCCUCGGCACGAACAUAUCUCCUAAUUCUGUCUUCUUAACUUGGUUCCGUCAGAAUCAUAUCCAGAAUGGCCUCAUGGCUUCUGUCGAACCCAUCAUUGCCUCUACUGUUGCUGUCACUGACUCAGCUAAAUCAGCAUGGGAUGCUUUGCAUACCACUUAUGCGAACAGAUCUCAAACUCAGGUCUUCAGUUUGCGUGAUCAGCUUGCCCGUGUCACUAACGACUCUCGCUCCAUCACCGAAUAUCUUCACACUAUUCGGUCCCUUUCGGAUGAGUUAGCGACUGCUGGUGCUCCUGUGUCCAAUCCUCAACUCAUCGUCAAAAUAUUUAGUGGUCUAGAUAGUGAGUUUUGUGAGAUCUCUGCUGCCAUUCGUGCACACGAUAUGGCUAUCUUCUACGACGAAUUGUUUGAAAAACUUAUAGACUAUGAACAUUUCCUUCGCCACGAGGAUGCUAAGAAACUGUCUAGUCCUAUCACUUUUGCAGUCGCUACUCCCACCAAAUGCAACACCAAAUAA